GCUCCGGUGUUGUGCACCGAAAGAGUGUAGAUCCAGGGAGGUGUACUCUGAGACUGAGGACGCAUGUGACCACCAGGAACCCACCUGAAAUCCUGAUGCAGCCGUUGGUGACAGAUGUCAACCAGGCCGUUGCCGAAGCCUUGAUUCAAGUGAUGACCAUGCUGCUACAGAUGUUGAUUCAACAUCUCGAAGUGCAGACGGACCCACACGAUCCGAACGAAGCUCCCCUGGAAACGAGCCAGCAGAUUCAGCUCAUGAUGGAGGAGCUCCACAGCCAAAAGGCUACAUUGGAUCAAGUUCUGCAACAACGGAAGUCCGAUCAAGUCUCAAUGGGAAAGACCAAGACGGGUCAGUCGAGUCAAGCUGCCCGCUGCAAGAUCGCCACAAGGACUCCUCAGGCCGCAGUUCAAUCUGGAACUGGGAGCAAUCGAAAGAUGAUGUCUCCCGGCGCAAGUUCUACGCCAAUGAUGUGGUGCUUGGACGAGUCCGACGAGGACGUGCUGGUGGCCGAAGAGGAGCUCGAGAUUGUGGAAACCACCACAACACAGAUUCCUCGAAUCUCAGUGGUGGAGCGCUCAGCCAGCGACUCAUCCUCCCUUCGAAGAUUGGGGCAAGCAUGUGAUCACUUGGGGCAAGAAACACAAGGACAAGACCUUCGAACAGGUGAUGAUCAUGGACGUGGGCUAUUUCGAAUGGUGCCAGAGGCGUUACACCUCACUGGUACCCGAGAUGAAGGAGUUUGUCAGGGCUUUGCGAAGACAGUAGCCAAGUUUUUGUGCCAACUGAACCACAGUCACUGGAACUCCCAAGAUGCCAUGGUGCAUGAUUUGGAUAUCGACGAGCCACCUGCCAAACGCAUCCGUUUCAGUUUUAACCUGUCCAAGCAUAGGAAGCCUGAUCGUUCCAUUGACCUUGAUCCAGAACAAAGCCAAGCUCCAAUACCCAUGCCUGAAGACCCAGGUGAGAUGUCUUCCAAAGAUGAUGGUAACCACAUGAGUCCAUGGUUCGAUGUCCUACAGCUGGCACAAAAGAAUGCACCACGGGUAGGAAACUCGCGCUGUCCCGCAGAUUCGGAGCUGUUUAACAUGGCCAAAGCACUUCUGAAUGACAUGGUUUUAGAGAGUUUGUUUAUUUGCAGAGGAACAGAACGAUUCCAGGUUCCUGUUCAAGCUCCUGCUUCACAUGCAUGUCCACUCAGGCGUACUAUUUGUGUUCAUCGACAAACAAAUGAAGUCCACGACCUAGGAACCGAAGACUGGCAUUGCAUGACCCGAGCCAGAAGGAUACGGAACUGUUUACCGAGCAAGAUCACUAUCACCAUGUUUGGUUCAAAGAAGACAGACGAAUCUGCCAAUGCUGAACUUCCUCAAUCGAGCCGAGAUGGGACAAACCUGGUCUCCAGAAAUGAGACGCUACCAAGUGAUGAACGCCCAUCUGCCAUCCGAGUGAGUCAUGAAAGUCAGUUGCCACCAAGCGCUGAAUUUCUGGAACCGCCAAAUGUUCCUGCACAGGAUCCACCAAUUGAUCUGGAUGACAUAGAUGAUGAUCUUCUGUGCGAAAAGGUUCUCUGGUGUAGUGAUGUUCCAGACCAAAAUCCAUAUGAC
Cladocopium goreaui is the source of this 1604-nucleotide messenger RNA. The record is from the annotation of a GenBank genome assembly. Lineage: Eukaryota; Dinophyceae; Suessiales; Symbiodiniaceae.